Molecule: messenger RNA, 1563 nt
Organism: Miscanthus lutarioriparius
Lineage: Eukaryota; Viridiplantae; Streptophyta; Magnoliopsida; Poales; Poaceae
Source: the annotation of a GenBank genome assembly
AUGGCGGCCGUCCCUGCUGCGGAGACCCUCGACGGGCACAAGGACAGGUUUGAUCUCGGGGUCUUCGUAGGCGACCUCGCCCUCGACGAGGAAGUCACCAGUGUGCGCUGCUUCAUCGUUGUCAGUGACGACGAGUCCCUGGAGGGGCUGCAGCAGGAGCUUGACAACUGCAAGAAUGAUCAGGAAGUCGCAAACAUUCUGGCCAAUGGCAUUAAACUGCGUGAAUACACAAAAGGCGUCGAGAAUAACAUACGCCAAAUCGAGCUGGAUUCUAUACAGGAUUACAUCAAGGAAAGUGAAAAUCUAGUUUCUCUGCAUGAUCAAAUUCACGAUUGUGACAAUAUUUUGUCACAAAUGGAAACGGUUCUGACUGGAUUCCAGACAGAAAUUGGUUCCAUAAGUUCGGAGAUAAAGGUCCUUCAGGAGAAAUCUAUGGACAUGGGAUUAAAGCUGAAAAAUCGUAAGGCCAUCCAAACAGCGGCAUUUGGUGCUAUCCAAUGCCAAUGCCAAUUCCUAAGCCCCAAUGUCUACAUCCAAAUGCAGCCUAAUAGACUUAUGAAAAUAUUCUAUUCAACAACCAUGCAGGUCAAUGAUGAAUAUAUGAAAACACUUGAGACUCUAAGCAAAAAAAUCAAAUUCAUUGAUGCUGAUCCCAUGGUUAAAUCGUCCAAGGCUCUAAAAGAUGUUCAGCCUGAGGUUGAGAGACUACGACAGAAAGCUGUCUCAAAGGUGCUAAGUGCACAUUUUCGGGCUUACAUACAAGCAUUGGAGAAACUACAGAUGGACAUAGCAACUUCCACCGACUUGCUUGGUGUUGAAACCAGAAGCACCGGCUUCAUUUUCUCCAUUGGAAAAGAACCUCUGAAAACCCGUCCUUCAGUGUUUGCUCUGGGUGAACAAAUAAACAUUUUAAAGGAAAUCGAUCAGCCAGCAUUGAUACCUCAUAUAGCUGAAGCGAAGUCACAUAAAUACUCAUAUGAAGUUCUUUUCAGAAGCUUGCAGAAACUUCUUAUUGAUACUGCCACUUCAGAAUACCUGUUUACUGAUGAUUUCUUUGGCGAAGAAUCCAUAUUCCAUGAUAUAUUUGCAGGACCGAUUCAAGUUGUAGAUGAACAUUUCAAUGCUGUACUCCUGAACUGUUAUGAUGCAAUUGGCAUAAUGCUUAUGAUCAGAAUAAUUUAUCAGCACCAGCUCAUCAUGUUUAAGCGGCGAAUCCCAUGUUUGGACUUUUACCUAGACAAGGUAGAAAUUCUCGGCCUGAUUUUAAAUGGCAACCUUUUCUGUUAUAGUAACUUCCCAGAAGCUGGAACUGAGGGUGGGAAGGCACAACAACACUUCGAGGAGGUUCUUAAGAGCAACAUCGCAAUAUAUGUGGAAGAGUUGCUCCUGGAGCAGUUCAGUGGUUUGAUCAAAUUCGUCAAAUCUCGUCCAGAUCUUGAGGGCGACGCUCGCAGGCUCACCGAGUGUGUCAAGAGGAUCAACGGCGGCUCUGCCCUCAACAAGGACCUGGUGUCCAUAUCCUCCAUCCUGUUCGAAAUCAAGAAGUAUUCCAGGACGUUUUAG